AGAACAAUAGGAACAGAAAAUAGAAAUAUAGAAGAAGAAAAACAACAACUACUACUACUACUACUACUACUACUACUACUACUACUACUACUACUACUACUACUACUACUACUACAGCAUGACGUUUCUAUGGGCGUGUCUUCUUCUACUUUCUACAGUUAUAGGGGAGGAGGAGCCGAGCGGACCCCCGGGGAUCGAUUGGGGCCUAUGGUGGACCUACGACGGCAUCUCAGGACCGAAAUUUUGGGGCGUAAUUAACCCUGAGUGGUCCAUGUGCAGGGAAGGCCGGAGACAGUCACCCAUCAGUGUUGACCCAAAGACUCUGCUGUUUGAUCCGAAUUUGACCCCCUUCAGUGUGGACAAGGCGACGGUGAACGGUAAAUUAGUGAACACUGGACAUGGGAUCGAGUGGCGAGCUGCCUUUGACUCCCACGGCCUUGUCAACAUCACCGGGGGUCCUCUCAGCUACACCUACACCCUCUCCCACGCACGCCUUCACUUCGGGGCGCGGGACACACGGGGGAGCGAACACCUGGUGGGAGAGAAGGCGUUCCCAGCAGAGUUACAGCUCUACGGUUACAACUCGCAGCUAUAUAGAAAUUACACACAGGCAGCUGCUCAAGUCUAUGGCAUUGUGGGUAUUGCCUUAUUAAUACAGAUUGGCGAGCACAUGACCCCCGAGUUGAGAGUCCUGCUGGAGGGAGUGCAGGAUAUCACAUACGGAGGCACAUCAGUAGCAGCGGCGUCCCUGGUGGUGCACAGCCUCCUUCCUAACACUGCUCACUACUUGACAUACGAAGGGUCCCUAACUGAGCCAGCCUGCCACGAGUCUGUAACUUGGAUCAUUCCUAACAAACCCAUCUACUUGAACGGAGCCAUGAUGCACAGAUUAAGACAACUAAGACAAGGAACCACACUGGCCAACGCUCCUCUCUCUGACAAUUAUAGGCCAAUUCAAGCUUUCCACCACCGCACUGUUAGGACCAAUAUCUACUUCACCACGGCGGAACAGGGAGAGCGUUGCCACCUACACGAUCCACGAAUUAUCUACAGAGCUGGCUCGUGGCUCGCUUCCUGACUCCACCACCACCACCGCCAUCUUGAAUUUUGUUGAGUCAAAUUAGAAUCUUAAUUAAUUUAUUUUUUAUUUAUUUAUUUAUUUAUUUGUUUGUUUUAAGGUGGAAAUGUUGUUUGUUUGUUUGU
This is a messenger RNA of Portunus trituberculatus (swimming crab), 1203 nucleotides long. Its product is annotated as carbonic anhydrase-related protein 10-like. The record is from RefSeq and is a predicted model, not a curated record. NCBI's taxonomy places the organism in Eukaryota, Metazoa, Arthropoda, Malacostraca, Decapoda, Portunidae. Gene Ontology annotation, molecular function: carbonate dehydratase activity; zinc ion binding.